Messenger RNA from Camellia sinensis, 441 nucleotides. Lineage: Eukaryota; Viridiplantae; Streptophyta; Magnoliopsida; Ericales; Theaceae. The record is from RefSeq and is a predicted model, not a curated record.
AUGCAGGAGAGUUUGAUUGAGUGGUUGGAGGAGCAGGGGUAUUGGAAGAGGAACAAUGGGUGGGACCAGGUGAUUAUAUGUCAAGACCCCAAUGCAUUGUACAAGGUUGUGGAUAGAGUUAAGAAUGGGGUGUUGCUUGUUUCGGAGUUUUCGUUGGUGAAGGAUGUGAUAUUGCCAUAUUCGCAUCUGAUUAAAACCUUUGAUGGGGAUGUUGGUGUUGAGUCUAGGAAGUCGUUGGUGUUCUUUAUGGGGAACCGGUACCGGAAAGAGGGUGGGAAAAUUCGUGACAUGCUUUUUCAACUACUUGAGAAGGAAGAAGAUGUGAUAAUAAAACACAGUGCACCAUCCAGAGAGAGUCGACGUGCAGCUUCGCAAGGGAUGCAUACAUCAAAGUUCUGUUUACAUCCUGCUGGCGAUACUCCGUCAGCCUGUCAAUCUUAA